AUGGUCCCGUUCAUAAUCAUCUUCAUCCUCCAACUCCUCCUCUUCUUUGACUCCAUCACGCUUGAGCAUCCUCCACCGAGCAGUCCUUGGGUCGAACUUGACCAAGUCCCUCGUACAGGAAUCGAGGUAGUGGCCGAUCUCCCAUUGCAAGUCACCAAACCGAAUGAGUCCAUACAUGGUCGGGCAGUUGUAUCCGCCAAAGAACCCGAAAACGGAACAGUCUUCUCCGGGUGGCCUGGACGUGAAGCAGACAGAGUGGAUAGGUAUUUGAGUCGGGGGGAGUUCGAAUGUCUGCCUCGUCAGUGGGUUGAAGAAUAUCAGAUGAUGAUGAGGAGUAGUAUUGGACAUGAGGAGAAGGAGCCAACCGUCUUUGGAAAACAUGAUUUCGGCGUGUUUGAAUUCGGGAGGGACGCGUUGUGGACCGAGUGGAAUAUCUUCCAACGUCUAAAUAGUAAAAGGCGUUGUGGACCGACUGGGGGAUUAUUAGGCACGGCGAGUGGAGAUGAGGGGAGUUGGCCGGCGGAGCAAGUGGUGGCGCGUUCGGGACGACGGAACUCCACGACCGGCAGACGAGUUUGA
Molecule: messenger RNA, 579 nt
Organism: Striga asiatica
Lineage: Eukaryota; Viridiplantae; Streptophyta; Magnoliopsida; Lamiales; Orobanchaceae
Source: the annotation of a GenBank genome assembly